Molecule: messenger RNA, 750 nt
Organism: Leptosia nina
Lineage: Eukaryota; Metazoa; Arthropoda; Insecta; Lepidoptera; Pieridae
Source: the annotation of a GenBank genome assembly
AUGGCGGCUAGCGCAGUUGAUUCAGAAAUAACGAAAAGUGAUAAAUAUUCCAUUUUAUUGCCUACAUAUAAUGAACGAGAAAAUCUUCCCAUUAUAAUAUGGCUCAUAAUAAAAUAUUUAGAUGGAAGUGGAAUCGAUUUUGAAGUGAUAAUUAUUGAUGAUGGCAGUCCCGAUGGUACGUUGGAUAUUGCCAAACAGUUGCAAGAUAUAUACGGUUCCAAGAAAAUUGUACUUCGUCCCCGAGAAAAGAAAUUAGGAUUGGGUACAGCUUACAUACAUGGCAUAAAACAUGCGACUGGUAAUUUUAUUAUCAUUAUGGAUGCGGACUUAAGCCACCACCCUAAAUUCAUCCCACAAUUUAUAGAGUUACAAAAAGAAAAUGACUAUGACAUAGUUACUGGCACUCGAUAUAUUAAUGGUGGUGGAGUUUAUGGUUGGGACUUCAAGAGGAAACUUAUAUCAAGAGGUGCAAAUUUCUUGACACAGAUGUUACUAAGACCUGGAGUGUCUGACUUAACUGGGUCAUUCAGGUUAUAUAAAAAGGAUGUUCUUCAAAAACUUGUAGAAAGUUGUGUAUCUAAAGGCUAUGUGUUUCAAAUGGAAAUGAUAAUUAGAGCAAGACAGUUAAAUUACAGCAUCGGAGAGGUUCCUAUAACUUUUGUAGACAGGGUUUAUGGAGAGUCUAAGCUAGGUGGAACUGAAAUUGUACAAUUUGUUAAGGCUCUUUUGUAUUUAUUUGCCACAACAUAA